ACUAGUAGUAUAUGAUACGUAUGAUAAAUUGUACAUUCACAUCAUAGACCAUAGACCCUGACUCCCAUACACAUUCUCUGCAUCUAUCCAUCAUAUGAAGUCCCCAACCGCAUAACACUUUUCGAUCCAUCCAAGUUUCAUUCUUUUUUCCUGUUUGUAAGUAUUUCUCCAAAAUCUUCAGUUUCUUCUCUGAUUGAUGGGCCAUAACCUUGUUGUUCUUCUUCCAUGGCAAAGCAAAUCUCAUUCUCUCUUCCCCUUUUUCUCAACUUGAUCCUUCAUAGACCACCCAUUAACGCCCUUGAUCUUCUCCUCAUCUUUCUCCAUACCCUUUUAUAGCCAUCAAUCAAUUCUUCUUCUUUAACCCCAUCAAAAAAAUUUCAUUUUUUUUUAAUUUUUUUUUACUUUUGAUUCAGUUAAUAAAAACUGAAUCUAUUUUUUUGAUUAAUUUGAAUACCCUUUUGAAUUUUAAUGGCGUCAGUGCUUGUUUAUCACGUUGUUGGAGAUCUAACGGUUGGGAAACCAGAGUUAGUUGAGUUUCAUGAAACUGAGACGGUUGAAUCUGCAAUUAGAGCAAUAGCUGAAUCACCUGAAGGUAGUAUACCUAUUUGGAAAAAGAGAUCUCAAGGUGUGAUUGAGAAUAGUGACAUGAGACAGAUGAGGUUUGUUGGUAUUCUUAGUUCUUUUGAUGUUGUUGCUUUUUUGGCUAAGAGUUGGUGUUUGGAGGAUCAAGAUAAGGCUAUGAAAACACCUGUUUCUGAGGUUGUUGUUCCAAAUAAUUCUUUGCUUAGGUUGGUUGAUCCUGGAACAAGGUUGAUAGAUGCACUGGACAUGAUGAAGCAAGGCGUGAAGCGUUUGCUUGUUCCGAAGAGUAUAGUAUGGAAGGGCAUGAGUAAGCGUUUCUCGGUUGUCUACUACGGAAAGUGGCUCAAGAAUCCCGAAUCUCCUAGCAGCAGCAGCAACAAUCUACCUGCAAACGUAAGCCGGAAUGCCUCAGCAUCCAUCCGUGAUAAGUACUGUUGUCUCUCCAGAGAAGACGUACUCCGUUUCAUCAUUGGUUGUCUCGGAGCUCUCGCUCCAAUUCCUCUCACUUCCAUUGCUGCUCUUGGAGCAAUUAAUCCACACUACAGCUAUAUUGAAUCCUCCACUCCAGCACUCGAAUCAACUCAAAAGGUUCCUCAAGAUCCAAGUGCAGUUGCAGUAAUAGAAACCACGUCAGAAGGUCAGUGUAAGAUCAUCGGAGAAAUUUCAGCAAUCAAAUUAUGGAAAUGCGAUUACUCAUCCGCUGCAUGGGCUUUAGCGAAUCUCUCGGCAGGACAGUUUGUUAUGGGAGUUGAAGAUAAUGAUACCUCAAGGUCACUUCCUGAUUUCUGUGUCAAUUCAAGAUCCGGAGGAGAUAAUGAUCUAGUUAACGGUGGCGGCAGUUCGAUAAAACCAAAGAAAUUCAGUAGCAGGAGUGUUGGAUUCUUCAAUAAUUCAGCAAGCCAUAGUUUCGGUUCAAGGAGCAUGUAUCGAGGUAGAAGUGCACCGUUGACGUGUAAAGUGACUAGUUCAUUGGCUGCAGUGAUGGCUCAGAUGCUAUCUCAUAGGGCAACUCAUGUUUGGGUGACUGAUGAUGAGAAUGAAGAAGUUUUGGUUGGUGUUGUAGGAUAUGCUGAUAUACUAAGUGCUGUAACCAAACCUCCUACAUCCUUCACUCCUCCUAUUAGAUCUUCAGAAGGGUUUGGAACUGAAAUUCAGUGUUGAAUUUGAUUUUGUUUUUCCUUUUAGCAGUUUGUCACUUUGGUUCUAAAUCAUGCCAUGAUACAUUCAAUGUGAAAAUGGGUUUUGUUGUUUGCUUGUGUACAAGUUAAUAUUAUUUGAUAAUGACAAUAUAAAGGAAUAAAGUAAUGUUUGUUUGUGCUUUGA
Molecule: messenger RNA, 1905 nt
Organism: Trifolium pratense (red clover)
Lineage: Eukaryota; Viridiplantae; Streptophyta; Magnoliopsida; Fabales; Fabaceae
Product: CBS domain-containing protein CBSX6
Exons: 2
Coding region: 469-1743 (424 amino acids)
Source: RefSeq, a predicted model, not a curated record